AUGUCGGUGCUCUGGCAGGCUCUCAAGUAAGUGCGGUGGAGCGCGUUUGCUCCGAUUUGCAGAGAGAACCCCCCGAAAAAAUGGUCAUUUCUUCUCGAUUCUAGGCCCGAAAUCUAAUUAUUUUCUCUCUCCGUUUCCGCUUUUUUGCCAUUAAUCUCAUCUCGCCCGCUUCUUUUUUUUUCAGAAGAAUGGAAUCGGCGGGCAACUCGUCAUCCGAAGAAUCCAUUUUUCACGAGCAGGUUUCUCCUUUUCCCAAUUCAGUUAUCUAUCACGAAACCUACCGUAAUCGUUCAAAUAAACGUUGGCACACUUGCGGCGUCUAGUUACUGUAGGCUAGUUUACCAGAAUUGCGUCAACAAGCACUUUCUGAUGGUUACCGGAAAUGUGCCAAGCACCCGAAUGACGUCAUGAUUGUGUUGGCGCGCUUUUUUUUGCCUCACUACCGUACCUGGUUGACGCAUUUCCGAUGUAUUAUUCUGACAUGUAUGCCUUUUCUCAAUGUUUGGUUUUCCAAGUGAAAUGUGAUUAGGGGGGAAACGAAUAUUAUGCAUUUCCGGCGUUUUCUUCUUCUCCCGCCGACUCCAAGUAUCUUUUCUUUUCAGACCCGAAAAUUGUUCCGUUUGUGCGACACUCAGAACGUCGGCCUCAUCGGAAAGGUAUGUAGCCGCGAGUGUGCCAGCAAAAUUCGCUGGCGCACUUUCGGUGCUCCCUAGAAUACCGUACUUUUCAGUCGGAUUUGGACGUGCUCUCGGACCUGAUUCCCCCCGAAGAUCUUCAGAAAAUCGCGCGUUUUAUCGGCGAACAGAAGGUGAACGAGCCGGCGUUUUGUCGCAUUCUCAGUAAGUAUAAAAGAUGUAGUCGUCUCGGAAAACAAUAAUAUUAUUUUUCCAGAAGCGAUCGUCAGCCAGGCACUUCAACAAGACAUGACUCGCGUAGAAACCACGGUGGCCUAGAACUUUCCGUCUGUGGCCUAGAAUAAUCCGAACCAAUUUCAGGCGCCCAUCUUCGAAGCCCAUCAAUAUUUGGCCGAGCCGACGUUGGAAGACGAAAUGCGGGCGAUUGAGCAGAAUAAAGCGUAUUUGGACGAUCCGCUCACAAAAAUUCUAAAGUGAGAAAAGCAUUACUGGCUAAGCAAACGCGCUCCACUGCACUCUCCCGAUAUGUUUUUUGCUGAAACUUUAUCAAAAGUGCUCAAAAUCGGGAUUUUUCAAGUCAAAAAUUAAAAAAAAAAUGCAACGUGCAACGGAGCGCGUUUGCUUAGCCAAUAUUUAAUAAAUUUCCAUGCAGAAAGGAGCUAGAAGACAUCAAAAAGUACGAAGAAGCGCAAACGCCCGUUGACAACAACAUCAUCAAAAAGCCGAUGUACCGUCCGAUCCAACCGGAACCGUCCAUUCCGAAAGUGUCCUCGUUGGCCGAAGAACUCAAUGCGAUCGGCAAAAAAGCAAAGGAGCCGGAGGAGGAGCUCACGCAGCCAGACCGCAUUUUCAAAGUGGUUUUCGUCGGCGAUUCGGCCGUCGGAAAGACGUGUUUCCUGCACAGGUACGGACGGUAUCCAGAAAGCGCCAGACUUGCUGACGUCUUUUCAGAUUCUGCCACAAUCGCUUCAAACCGCUGUUCAACGCGACGAUCGGAGUGGAUUUCACGGUGAAGACGAUGAAAAUUCCGCCGAAUCGUGCGAUUGCCAUGCAGUUGUGGGACACUGCCGGACAGGAAAGGUUAGCGCGUUUACAGUGCCUUGGCGCAAUUUAGGGCACUGCUCUCGUAAAAAUAAACUUCCGAAUAGGGCUGAAAAAAAUCGUUUCACGGAUCUGUAAAACCGUAGAGUACUUUGAAAUCCAGAAAGCACGAAAAUGUGAAAAUUUGCACGAAAAAAAAAGAAGAAAACUACUAUUUUUUGCAGAAAUUCAUCAUUUCUAACAUGCAAAUGUUUGCAGAUUCCGUUCGAUCACAAAGCAGUACUUCCGCAAGGCGGACGGCGUCGUUCUCAUGUUCGACGUCACUUCGGAGCAGUCAUUUCUGAACGUCCGCAACUGGAUCGACUCUGUGCGCGCGGGCGUCGACGAGGCGACCGUCAUGUGUCUCGUCGGCAACAAAGUCGACCUGUUCGGCAGUGACAUCGCCCGCAGUGGAGUGUACCGCGCCGCCGAGAGACUUGCCCUGGUACGAAUCCACGUGUGUUUAGCGAUAAAAUGAGUCUGCCUGAUGCGAGACUACAAACUACACCGUUUUGGGCGCUGCUCUCGUGAUUUUUUCUCUGCCUCAACGUUGAAAAGUCACGGAAAGCUUCUGGAGAAUACAGGAAAAAUCACGGUCUUUUUCGCAAGAUUAGCCACGAAAAACCGAUAAUUUCUCAUUUGUCUCUCGAUAGACCGAUUGUAUAGGCUAUUACGAAUUUUUUAAGCGCAAGAGCGUUAAAUUUGGUCAAGUCGCAAAUCACAUUUAUCCAUUUGAAGGUUUUUGGCUAAAACUGCGUGAAUUUCAGUUGCUUUUCGGUAGUUUUCGCGGUUCGAGCGCUCAAAAUGCUUGUAUUUACGAGAUUUAUCAUUCUCAAAACCAAUUCUGUCUGAAAACGGUCAAGAAAGCGCAAAAUGAGAAGAGCAGUUUUAAGGCGGCGAUCGGCGGCGAAGGCGAAAAAGCUAAGUACGCGAAAAAUGCGCCAAAACGUCAUUAAUUCUGCGAAUUAGUGUGUUUUCAUGUCGAACAUGCAUUUUUCAUCGCCUUUGACCACAAAAAUCAGAGAAAACCUGCUCAAUUCAUGACAACGCCAUUUGGCCGAGGCGACGCCCAUAUUGUCAGCUCUGGAGACCGUGAAAAUGUCAAAAUUUCUUCCAGGAAUUCAAGAUCCCGUUCUUCGAGACGAGCGCCUACACCGGCUACGGAAUCGAGAAUUGCAUGCGUCAGAUGGCCGAGUGAGUGCUUCUCUCUUCUUCGGCCGUGGCCUAGAAUCCCCCAACUCUUCUUCCAGAAGUCUUCAGCGCCGCGAGGACAAUCAUUUGGAGGAGGCGCUCAAGUUGGACAUGAACGCGAAUUUCAAAAAACGCAGCUGGUGCUGCAUCUGA
This is a messenger RNA of Caenorhabditis sp. 36 PRJEB53466, 3059 nucleotides long. Lineage: Eukaryota; Metazoa; Nematoda; Chromadorea; Rhabditida; Rhabditidae. The record is from the annotation of a GenBank genome assembly.